AAACCAUUACACCUUUUUUUGAGCUCGUGAGCAGAAUGCAUUUAAGAAAAAUAUUGUAGACUUCAAAAGUAAUUUUCAAAACAAUAGGAAAGAGCAGUGCAACCCAAUACAGUCAUUAGGAUCCUUACUCAAAAUCCACUCCCUGCUUUUAUUUAGUUCUUUGCAACUUAAGCUCCAGUCGAAUUAUAUUAACGCUUAUCAUCCAGUUGGAAAAGCUUCCCGUGGUCUCAACAGACUUUAUAUUUCGCUCGCUUUCUUUUCGCUGAAGUAAGGGCAGACUACGGGCAAAAAGCUUCAGAUGCUACUGAGCAUGCUCAGCAGAAGACAUUUCCGUCCGGGGCAGCAGCGAUUGCUCGGAAUGUAACCUCCUUUGCAAAGAGACGCAAGGCUGGGCCCCUUAUGGGAGAAAGAUUAGUAGUUUCUCUCGUUCAAACCGCGGAUUCUAACUUUCACAAGGGAGCUAAAGCUGAGCAGGACUAUUGGCAGGUAGGAGAUAGUGACAAUGGAGGAUGAUUUUCUCUUGGUCAGGUAGGAGAAAGGAGAGUAAGCACAGCUCAUCUCAGGAUGUUUUUUUCAUUUAUGGCCUGCUGCACUGAAGAUAAUUAGCUGUCCUGGGAACAUGGCUUUCAGAAACGUGAACAGAAAGAGACAUAUUGGUCUGCAACAUCUUUCAGCUUUGGCUUCCACUGGACGGACACUUUUAGGACCCAUGAAAUUGUCCAAAUUUAUAGUUGAUGAAAGUAUUCCUGGUGGUAUGUUAAUUUGCUCUCCACUGAGACUUCUUGAGAACAUGGAUUUAAGUAGUGCUGUGGGGCAGCUUCUUAAUGAAGCCAUCCAAGCACAGAACAAAGAUUUUAAAACAGGGAUGACCACUUUGCUCUUUCUUGUUGGUGCAUGGAGCAAUGCUGUACUUGAGUGCCUUCAACAUGAUGUUCCACUCUCACUCAUAGUAGCUAUAAUGUCUGAAAGUCUGGAUUCUUGCAUUGAACAAGUGCAGUGUAUUACGUUAUCACUACACAACAUACAGCAAAAGCUAAAGGAUAUUCCUGUAGAAUGUGAAGGCAUGAGCCUUAUCAAUAGUAACUCUAGCUUCUCUGGAAAACAGUUUACAGACAUUAAAAAAACAGUUAGUAAGUCUGGGACUAGUAUUUUAAAUCUACUUAAAAAUGAACUAUCAGAAGAAAAAUCAGAAGAUCAUAUGAUCCAGCAAACAAAUGAUAUCAAUCCAGUCAUACCCCUCACCAACAGUAUGAAAUGUUUACUAUCUGAGUCAAUGAACAGCAAUUUUGUUUUCAGUGUUUGCAAGACAAUGAUUCAGAAAAACUCUGAUUUGCAUAAUUGUCAUUUUGAUGCCUUGACUUACAACAGAAGAUCAAAAUUAACCCACAGUCGAUACUUUAGCAAUGUAAAUAAAUGUCAAUCACCACAACAAACAAUACAUCUGGAUGAAUGUCCAAAACCUUUUGACAGUUAUUUGGGACAACUAGCAUUAUCUCUUAGCCAUGGAAAUGAAUCUGCCACAAAAAUGAUACAGGACAUUCUCAGAUGCCAGCUUCCAGGUGCCAAUCAAAAAACUGAUACCUGUCCGUUCCAAUUUGAUAUUUCAGAAAUUGUGACAUGCUGUUUAUCAGGAAUAUCUGAAAGUCAUUCGUGUGUUCACCCUGGCUAUAUCACGCUUGUAUGUCCAGCAAAAGCUGCUGCUGUGAAGCAAUUUCAGGAUAUGCUUAUUCGUGUUAUUCUUAUAGAUGGUGACCUAACUGAAACUUAUCACCAUUUAGGGUUUAAUAGAUUAGAGAAUAUGAGCAUGUUUUCAGAAAAUGUGUCUCAUUCAAAGGAAAGCCCAAGCUUAUGGGUUGAUUCUAUAAUGGACAUUCUGAUUCAGUCUAAUAUUAAUUUAAUUUUGGUACAAGGUGACACAUGUGAAAUUCUAGAAGAAAAAUGUCUCCUACAUAAAAUAGUGAUAAUUAAUCAUGUGGACCAUAAUGUGUUGAGAGCUUUUAGUAAUAUUAUGAGAGCUGAGAUAGUGACUUACAUCAAUCAAGUGAAUGAGGAUUGUAUUGUCAAAGGCAUUUGCGUGAAUCUCUAUGGAACUCUGGAAUUAAAUUUGGUGGAGGUCAGUGGCCAAAUCCCACUUGCUUUAACAGCAGAAGGACUUCGAUUGGUAACAGUUGUGCUUUGUUGCCCUUUUAUGUCAAAGAUGCAAGCUAUGGAAGAUCAGUUUUGGACCUGCGUGUACCGUCUGCAUCAUGCACUUCUUGAUCAGGCUGUUUUUCCAGGAGGUGGUGCAGUUGAGCUCCUAUGCCUCAGUUUUCUUGAAAAACUAGAAGAAGCAACCCCAAACUCUACAGGCCAAUUUCAUUUUGCCUCUUCCUGGUUUGCAAAAUCCUCAGAACAAUAUAAAUCUUUGGUGCUUAGUGUUUUGGCAAGUGGUUGGCGCCAGUACUUGUUUGCUGUCAUGGGUAAUGCCGCAAACUGUGCAUCAGAGUUUGAAACCCACACUGUCAUACAGCAGCAUCUCAGAAGAGCAGCUCUGCAUGGUUCACCAUCAGCCUACAUCCUGGAGGAAUAUAGUAAGGGAAAGAUAGGAGUAAGCAUUGGACAUUCUGAUAUAGGUGGAAAGGCUUUGAAAGUGUGUGACAAUAUUACUGCUAAGAUAGAAGCUUGGCGCAGAGCUCUAGAAUUGGUGCUCUUGGUCCUUCAGACGGAUGCUGAAAUUAUUGCAGGCCCAAAGAAGGAUGAAUUGUUGAAAUCACAAGACUCACGUGACUUCCUAUUUUUAUAGGAUUCUGUGUUGCUGUUAACAGAUAAUUAACAGUAUUAAUUAGCUAUUAAUAGUAUUUGUGGGCAAAGUCAGGAGCAAAAAAUAUCUCUGAAAACACACUCUAGAAUUAUGGAGCCUUUGUUUCAUAAAACAAAGUUCACCCUCAGGGAAUGAAUCCCUGAAAGACUCAUUUCCGUUAUUUCAAUAUAAAUUAUAACUCUGGUCUCCUUAACUGGCAGUGAUGUAAUCUGGUGAAAAUUUAAUUGCAGCUGCAUCCCCUCUUCUAAGUGGGACUUAAACCCCAUUAAUUCUGUGAAAAAUUUGUCUUUCAUCAAAUAGAAAUAUUAAAGAGCUCAAUAGUAUAGAAAAGGUACUUUUAAAGGCAAUGUUUGUAUCAACAUGUUCAUUAAUUUUUUUUAAACAAAUGCUUAUUGAGCAUUUACGUUUACAAUGUAAAACAAGUUUUUAAAAAUGGUUGUUACGUAUAUGUGUAAGCAAUAAAUUAGCUCUGCAAAAUAA
Molecule: messenger RNA, 3280 nt
Organism: Pantherophis guttatus
Lineage: Eukaryota; Metazoa; Chordata; Lepidosauria; Squamata; Colubridae
Gene: BBS12
Product: Bardet-Biedl syndrome 12
Biological process (GO): photoreceptor cell maintenance; chaperone-mediated protein complex assembly
Molecular function (GO): ATP binding
Source: RefSeq, a predicted model, not a curated record